Molecule: messenger RNA, 1458 nt
Organism: Harmonia axyridis
Lineage: Eukaryota; Metazoa; Arthropoda; Insecta; Coleoptera; Coccinellidae
Product: dolichyl-diphosphooligosaccharide--protein glycosyltransferase subunit 1-like
Exons: 2
Coding region: 86-1399 (437 amino acids)
Cellular component (GO): membrane; oligosaccharyltransferase complex
Source: RefSeq, a predicted model, not a curated record
AAAAGAACCGAUCAAUAAUUGCAUAAUAGUUUUUUUAAUUCUAUGAACAAGAUUAAGGUAUACCAACUGUCAUUAAUUGAUUAAGAUGCAGACCGAACUUGUCGUAUUUAUAAUGCUUCUCACUUCGUUUCAAGAAUUAUUUAUUGUAGAGGGAAAUGCACUCCAAAAUGUACAUGUUAUUCAACUGAUUGAUAUAACAUCUUUCAUUGUGAAGACCAAAUAUAAAAUAAUUUUCAAAAAUAUUGGCCCUGAUCCAAUAGACAAAUAUAUAUUCGAACAAGUCGAUGGUACAGUAGAUGCAAGUUUCACAAAUGGUAAAAAUGAUACACUCUCCUAUGAGUCCAAGAGCAACAAUAAUUCUACUGUCUUCAUUUUGGAUUUAAAUCACCAGUUACAACCACAAGAAGAGUAUACACUGAAAAUCAGGUCGAUUUUUCCAUCAAAGUUAAUACCCGCAACAAAAUUCAGCAAAUUUGAUGAAGAACAUUCUUUCCUCUGGAGGGGCAACAGUAUCUUUUAUUCCCGUUAUCCUACCAAAAAUUAUCGUUUCAUGUUCUUAACAGAGUCUACAUUCAAUAGGAAUAUUAAAAUGUCAAUUAUGUACGAUUCGUCAGUAAGAAAUAUGUUCAUUUAUUACGCACGUAAUAUAACACCUCUUCAAUAUAAGGAAAUUGUCCUGACAUUCACAAGUCCAAUGCCUAUGUAUAGAGUGAAGAAACUAUUACGAAAUAUUUAUGUACCACAAUUAGGGAAAAUUUUGAUUCAAGAUCAAGUGAUUGUACAAAAUGCAGGACCUAAGUUGUUUGGGCCCUACUUCAACACACAGUCUGAUUAUUGGAUGUAUACACAUUUACCAAAAUCAGCAGAAAAUAUAAAAUUCUUUGAUGUACUUGGAAAUAACAGUAAAACAUUUUUACACGAGGAUGAAACCCAUAAAACUCUAAAAUUCAUUCCAAGGUAUUCGUUACGCCAAGGAGGUUGGAAAUCAACAUAUAUUGUCCAAUAUAACGUUCCUAUUUAUGAAUAUGUUUUCAAAGAUGUGAUUGAAUAUUAUCUCAAAAUCCGAGCUAUGGAUCAUAUUCUCAAUGACGUUCUGAUUGAAGAUGCUGAAGUGAAGGUGUUUCUUCCAGAUGGAGCUAGAUUAAUAUCUGUUAAUAUACCUCCUAAAUUUGACAACCACUAUGAAACUACUUCCUAUACUACUCUGAGUAUAUUAGGUAGAUGCACAGUAAAUUUGGAGGGAAAAAUGCUAUUGGAAGAACAUAUAAAUGAUGUUGUGAUUAAAUAUCACUAUUCUCCAUUUAAUUUUCUCAUUGCUCCUUUCUUUAUUAUUUCUACAGUAGAAUGUAUAUUUUUCGCUCUCAUUUUAUGGCUGAAACAUUCUGUAAAAAUUUGUUAGUUCAUGAGUUUUUUUAGUGAAGGUAUAAUUGAAGUCAUUCAAUAAAUUAUUGGAAACAA